UAACAAGUAAGCCUCGAGGAUGAAGGCAGUCGUUCGGUAACAAGAGUGCCGACGCCGCACGGACACCUACCGCGACUUCAAACUAAUUUCCCUCCCUUGCCUUCACUUCUGAUACUAUCGCGCAUACCUGCCGACUUUUUGUUUGUAGUGCGUUGGGAGAUCUCCCCGCGGAGCGCCCGACCCCGGCCCGGCCACAACGUCUCGAGACGUGCUCCCUCCGUGAGUAUUUGUAUUCUAUGCGUGCUCCGUGGCGCAUGUGUCGUCUACGCUCGCACGCGACGCGCGUAAACAUUCGCGAUAUAAUGAAUCCGUUGUUGUGACUCCGCGCAAUCCAGAAUGAAGUGUUUUGUGGUAUUAAUAACUGUGACCCUCGUCUACGAGAUCGUAGCCGAGGCGUCCGUGAGGACAUGUGAACCGAUCAAGGUGGCUAUGUGCAAGAACAUCGGAUACAACCAGACGGGAAUGCCCAACUUGGCUCGGCACACUCUCCAAGCGGACGCCGACGUCACACUACAGACCUUCAGCCCCCUGGUGCAGUAUGGAUGCUCGUCCCAGUUGCAUUUGUUUUUGUGUGCGGUGUACGUGCCCAUGUGCACUGAUAAGGUCGCGUUACCGAUAGGUCCGUGUAGGGGUUUGUGCGAGAGUGUUUACGCCAGAUGUUACCCCGUGUUGCGGGGUUUCGGGUUCCCUUGGCCGGCGGAGUUGGACUGUUCUCUAUUCCCGGCGGAGAAUAACCAUGAACACAUGUGUAUGGAGGGUCCUGGGGAGCGCGCGCCGCCGAUCGGUACGAUACCGUUGGACACGACGAGGGAAGGACGAGGGACUUGCAGACGUUUGGUGAAGCCGAACAGUUGGGUGUGGGUUAGGGGGUCGGGGCGGUGCGCGCAGUUCUGUGACGCUGAAGUGUUGUGGGAGGUGGGGGAGAGGCGGGCGGCUGAGGUGUGGCUGGCGACUUGGGCAGCGUUGAGCUUCGCGUGUACUCUUGCGGCGGUGGCGGCGCAGCUGGCGUGUGGAGCCAGGGGCGGAGCUGGCGAGCGCGCGUUGGUGCUGGUGGCACUGUGCCGGUGCGCGGCGGCGGCGGGCUGGGGCGUGCGCGCGGCUGCGGGCCGGACGGCGGCGGGCUGCGCCAAGGACUCCACGUCUCCCACCAGGAUGCUGUUAGCGCAUGACGGCUUAGCGAACCCCAACUGCGCGGUCGUCUUCUUGCUGCUGUAUUACUUCGGGCUGGCUGCGUCAGUUUGGUGGGUGGUAGUGACGGGUGCGUGGCGAGCGAGCGUGCUGCGCCCCCCAGCCAGUAGCGGCGCCAGGAACGACCGCCACUCCUCCCUGCUGCAGCUGGCUGCGUGGGGCGUGCCCGCCGCGCUGGCCGCCGCCGUGCUGGUCACAAGGGACGUGGAUGCUGAUGAGCUUACAGGCACAUGCUUCGUGGGCAAUCAGUCUAGCAAAUCUUUGCUAGCGUUGGUUAUCGUUCCCGAAGCGAUAUGCUUGCUUCUGGGCAGCGUGUUCCUCGCUUCCGGCCUUCGCGCAGUGCUUCGUAAACCUGUACCGAUUCCAGCUCCGGCAACGCUUCUGAAUUCUGCACCGCAAGCGCACCCUGAUCAGAGUCUGCUGAGGCUAGGAGCCUUCGCUGCGUUGUACGCUGUGCCAUCUGCCUGCAUACUGGCGACAUGGGUGUAUGAAUAUAUUCUGAGAGAAAAUUGGUUGGCUGCCCCCGUCCCUUCGACGGAACCUUCGACGCAACCGCGUCCAGCAUUCUGGGUGUUCCUUUUUAGGAUAUUCGCAUCACAAAUACUGGGUGUCAUGGUGGCGGUUUGGAUAGCCACGCCACGGUUGAAGGCGCUGUGGAGGAGAAUCAGUGGGCCAAGAAAACCAGCGUUAGCAAAAUGCCCACCUGGUCCGACGCCUACACCGUUAACAUUGCAUUGCUACGCUACGCAUCCGCAUACGUUGACGAGACACCCACAGAAAUACGCCACAUACCGACCACCACAGCAACAGUCGUAUAGAAAACCUCGACAUUAUCAUUAUUCUGCUGGAGAAACUAUCCUAUGACCGGGUGUAUUCGUAAAGUUGUUCCUCUUACAAGACUGUUUGUAUACAAAUGCACAUCUGCUAUGCAUUUAUUAUUCAGUGAAAGGUCUGAUACUACUGUUAUGUAGAAAUAUAGACCACAUCAGAAGAGUGCCAUUUAUACUAUACUUAAUAUAAAUUAAUGGAGUAAUGGUUUUAUCAUAUAGAAGACGAAAUAGGUACCUACAAGUUACACAAUGCGAGGUUUUCGUAUGUAAUAGACAACUUUUUAGAAAUAAUGCAGAUUAUUUCCAAAAAGCUGUAGGUCUAACCUAAGAAUCUGUGAUCGCUAGACCUUUAUCAUUUUAUAAAACCCAAAAGUUACUCGGCCCAUUGUUACUAAAUUAAGUCAGUAUGCUAGGCAAGGUUCCAGCUUAUAACUCUCAAAGCCACCUUGAUCCACAAUGAUCUCUAUAAUAAUCACUGGUAUUAGAAGACUUUCGUAAUUAUUCAUGUUAGGAGUGUGGGCUGACAAACUGUUAGCUUCUAUUCUUUAUACAGGCAAAGGUCUGUGCCAUCACAGGUUCGCGCUCAAAGUCGCUCACAUCGGAGAAAUUCUCCGUAUCUAACUUAUCCUCAAGUAUAUAGUCUGUGGUACAGCUACCUAAAGUUGACCUCGCAAAAUCUAACAAAUUAUUUAUAAUUCACAUUAAAAAUGUUAAUAUACUUAUCUAUAACACUCAGACCAAUUAUUAUAUAGGACCUGCCUCGCUAGACGUUACUUUUCUGUCAAAGUAUAUGAUCAACGAUCUAAUACGAUUAUAAAAGCUGCCUCUAUAGAAUUGAUGUUAAAUAGUUGUAAUCGUGUUCGUCGGUUAAAGAGCUCCGUAAAAAUACCUUUUUGUAUAAUUGAAUUGUGUAAAAAAUGGGCAAAAACUUCUAGUUUAGUAUAAGAUAUAUACCAAAUCUAAGCUCGUUUUCCUCAGAAAAUGACAGACAAUUUUGUUUGUGACUAUGAGUGCGAUACAGGUCCUUCUAUAAUUGGUCUGAGCUAUAACAUUACUGACCCAUCAAAUGUACAUAAAUUAUUUAGAUCUUGCCACCGGGAUUUACGUUGGACGUUUUAAUAGAGGUAUUUUACGCGGGAAACUUCGUAGGCUUCACCCCACCCAGCUAAUUUGAUUUUUUACGGCUCUGAGUUCUAGGCAUUUUAAGCAUAACCAACUUACUUCUACAGUAUUACCAGCUAAAAGUAAAUUCUAAUUGAGUUGAGCCUGACCAUAAAAUAAAAAAUAUCUAAGUAUUUUUUAACAAUUUGUCAUUAGUGCACAAUAACUCGUGCACAAUAACUUGAUACCUGGCUACCAAACACAGUACAAACAUCAUUCGAGCCAGAUGUCAAGUUAAUCCGUACGAGCUUUAUGUGUUUUUGUAUUUUUGUGUGAGCUAAAGGUAAUAUUUGCCUACUCAUUACAUUUUACGUACCUUUAUCCUGGACUAAAAAUAAAAAAUAAAAUGUUGUGGAAAAAAAUAAAAUUACAAUGUAAUUUAUUUUACUACUUUUACCUAGCUAAGUAUGUGAUGCAAUGAAAAAGCGAUUGUGGCGACUAAAGGCUGUAAAAGGAAAUAACGAGUAAAGCCCAACGAGGCUACCUAGGCUCCUAAAAAAUUUGUAAUUUCGCUAAGAGGGUUAAUUGUUAAAAAUGUUGCUAGCCACUGACGAUCAAGUGAACUCACAUUCUUGCAGUGAUAACAGCUUGACUGAUCGUGUGUUGGUCACGAAUGUCGCGAUCGGCAUGAUGACAUACAUAUAGCGACCAACACACGAUCAGUUUUAUCGGCAAUUCACUGCAUCUAAUAGACUACGAAUAUUAUUAUUAAUAAUGAGUUAAGGUAAAAAUACUUCAUUGUUUUUGUAAAAUUCAUAAAGCACUGAUUAACAUAGAUUUGAAAAAGACGUUAACACUGGACGAUAUUUAAGAAAUAUUAUUAAGAUUAUAUUGUACAUAUUUAUGUUUACUACCUAAAUAAUUAAUUGUAAUGUAUGUACAUAAUUUAAUUGUGAAUACUUUGUAUUAGUAACUAAGUUUUUAUCGAUAAAUAAUUUAAGUGCCUUUAUGUAAAUAUUAUUAAAAAAAAUUAUAUUAUGAAGAA
Messenger RNA from Bicyclus anynana (squinting bush brown), 4164 nucleotides. It is a transcript of the gene fz4, whose product is annotated as frizzled-4. Gene Ontology annotation, cellular component: plasma membrane. NCBI's taxonomy places the organism in Eukaryota, Metazoa, Arthropoda, Insecta, Lepidoptera, Nymphalidae. Gene Ontology annotation, biological process: non-canonical Wnt signaling pathway; canonical Wnt signaling pathway. The record is from RefSeq and is a predicted model, not a curated record. Gene Ontology annotation, molecular function: Wnt-protein binding; Wnt receptor activity. The transcript is spliced from 3 exons. The coding region runs from base 337 to 2052 and encodes 571 amino acids.